UCCGCCAGACCGCGGAGCGCGCCGGGCCUCCCGCUUCCCCGCGCACGCCGCGCCAGCUCGCGCCACACGCGCCAGCCGCGCCGCGCCGCCGCGCAGACUAACACCGUCGCGAGUGCACUAUGACACUGGUGAGCUAGCGGGCCGCUGUGACGGUGUACCGCCAUAUAUGUGUAUGUGUUCUGGUGCUUGUGUGUGGUGUAAGCGGCCGUGAGCGACAAGCCUUCGUGGUGGCCAGCGGAGCCUUGCACCCGGGCUCGGGCCGAGCUUACAUGGCUCAGCCUAGGUACGACGAAAGCCUCCACGGCGGGGGCUACAUGGAGGGUGGCGCGAUGUAUCAUGAGCAUCGGCUGACGCACCCCCACCUUCCCCCCGUGCACUACCCCCCGCCCGCGGCGCCGGCGCACGCGCUGCCCGGCGAGCCGCUCGUCCACAAGCGCGACAAGGACGCCAUAUACGGACACCCGCUGUUCCCCCUGCUGGCUCUCAUUUUCGAGAAGUGUGAGCUGGCGACCUGCACGCCCAGGGACCCUGGAGUGGCGGGCGGGGAUGUCUGCUCCUCGGAGUCUUUUAACGAGGACAUUGCUGUCUUCAGUAAACAGAUACGUCAAGAAAAACCAUAUUACAUAGCGGACCCCGAGGUCGACUCAUUAAUGGUGCAAGCGAUACAAGUACUACGGUUUCACCUAUUAGAAUUAGAAAAAGUGCACGAGCUGUGCGACAACUUCUGCCACCGCUACAUCAGCUGCCUGAAGGGCAAGAUGCCGAUCGAUCUGGUGAUCGACGAGCGGGAGUCCGCGCGGCCGCCCGACGCCAACGGCGAGCCCCGCUCCGCGCCCGACAGCAGCCACGACGGCGCCUCCACGCCCGACGUUCGGCCGCCCUCGUCGUCGCUGUCGUACGGAGGCGCCGUGAACGACGACGUGCGCUCGCCCGGCUCCGGCGGCACGCCCGGCCCACUCAGCCAGCCACCGCCGCAGACGCUCGACGCCACAGAUCCAGAUGCGAUGGGCAAAUGGUGCCCGUCGCGACGUGAGUGGUCGUCCCCGCCCGACGUAACGCGGCGGGUGUACUCCUCAGUAUUCCUGGGCAGUCCGGGCGACGCGAGUAACGCGAGUAUCGGCUCAGGGGAGGGGCGGGGGGAGGAAGACGACGACACCAACGGCAAGAAGAACCAAAGAAGGGGCAUCUUCCCGAAGGUUGCCACCAACAUCCUACGGGCGUGGCUGUUCCAGCAUUUAACGCAUCCGUACCCCUCGGAAGACCAAAAGAAACAAUUAGCACAGGACACAGGGUUGACGAUACUACAAGUAAAUAAUUGGUUUAUCAAUGCGAGACGUAGGAUAGUGCAGCCAAUGAUCGACCAGUCAAAUAGAGCAGUGUUCUACCCGUCAGUGUUCCCGCACGCGGGCCCCAGCGGCGCGUACAGCCCCGAGGCGACCAUGGGGUACAUGAUGGACGGCCAGCAGAUGAUGCACAGGCCGCCCACAGACCCCGCCUUCCACCAGGGCUACGCGCAUUACCCCGCCGAGUACUACGGCCAUCAUCUCUAAUGCAUUCUACUUGUUUGUACAUAUAUGAAUAACAGUGACAUCGCUGGGGCUCAGCCGGAGACGGCCGCGGCCACGCUACCCAACACGAGACAUGAGGGCUCCCGAGCACGAGCGACUCGCGAGCAGCGCGCGGCGCCCGGGCGCGAACCGCGCGACUCCCGCGCAAUACACGCACGACACCCGCGCGACACCCGCGCGAGCGCCGCGCACCUCGCCACACACAGGAGAACGAUGCUAACGUGUACAUAAUGAAGUAACGCGAUACAUUUUGUAAUAUUUGAAACAGUAUACGAUCUCCUAAAUUAAGGUUUAAAGUCAACUUUAAUGUUAAAAAAAAUUUAAAGUGUAAAUGUAAACGUGAAGUGAACACGGACGCUGUAUAAUAAAUGGUGCAAUCACCUAAUAUAAAUAAUUUAAUGAGAAAAAAAUGUAAUAAAAAGGUAAAAAUACGCGGUUUUAUCACUCGGAACAAUAGGAGCAGACUCGAUGAAUGUUACAAUAAUGUGGUUUGAUAGUUAUCGUAUAAAUAUUUAUAGCUAAUUGUGUAUUGUUAUUACGUAAAUAUAAAUAAAUAAUUGAUUAGUUGUAAGUUGUAACUAUCAACGGAAGUACUUGGGUCGUCGACAGAAAGGUAAAUAUGGGACAUUAUCAUUUUGUAAAGGCGUUGUGUAUUAAUAGAUUUUAGUUAUAUUUGAACAUGAUUUUGUUAGCGGAGGGAGGCCGGAGCGAGCGCGGCCGGACCGACCGCUGGACAGUCGACGCAGCCGUCAGUUCGGACUGACGGUCGGCGCGCCAGUCCGGCUCGCUCGUCCGCGCCGCUCCCACAUCCACUCGCGUUGUAAAUUACUUACGUUUCGAAAGUGUUGCGCUCUGUUACCUAAGUACUAAUUUAUUCAAUUUUAACCAAUCAAGCUCAAAUUGUACUUCUAAAACUAAUGUCAAUUUUCUAUUUCACGCAUUAGAGACAACGCAGUCGUUUCAGUUAACAGAUAACGUACAUAUCUUUGAAUUUAUAUAUUUAUUAUACAUAUAUAUAUGUAAAAAGUGAUGAUAUUGCGUAUGGAAUAUCAUUGACUCUCUCACCUUGCCUUGGUGUAUUAUACUAUAGCACAAUGUAACCAAUGUAUACGAACACGAAAUUAUAUUUUACAAUGUUAAAAUAAAAAUGAGAUUUUUAGCUCUAUAUUUUGUCUUGAUGGAUGAUACCUGAUGUUAAUUGCCUUCUAUGUUACCAGGAGACCAUAAACUGCUGCGGAUUGAAAAGAUCGACGAACGUCAAUACGUCAACAAACAUGUCAGUUUGGUUUGAGCGCGUUGAGUGGGAUUUAUUUGGAUUCGCGAUUAACGUCAGCACUGACGGCGCGUCAACGAGCGAUCGAUCUUUUUAAUCUGUGGUCACGAUUCGCAUAAUUAUAAUACAUGAAAAUCGUGUGAUAUUUCACGACUGAAAAUAGUGUCUUUUCGUCGUCACAUUAAUUUAGUUUCGUGGUCCGAACUACUUGUUUUCUAUGUAAUUACGAGUUUGUACUCGGUCGUGAGUAGCGUGGAAACAUUUGGUACUUUUUAAAUUUUGUAAAGGAAUUUGAAGAGUGCUGCUGUUUCUGGUCGUUCACGGAACUCUAAAUUGUAUUGGACCACGAAACGGCUGUACUGUGAGUGAUUGUUACAAUUGAAAUUCGAAUACAAGGCGUGUAUACAAUCCUUUUCCCCAGACCUUUACUAAUAUGUAAAUACUUUAAUCGAGUAACUACUUUUGUGUCUCUUUUACCCUUAAGCAAUUUACGUGAGAAAGAAAAGAAACUUUCCUACAACAGUAUAAAAUCUAAUACCCAUGUUUAUCUGUAAACAGGAUAUUCCUAUAUAUAAAUAAACAGGAUAUUUCAGUAGGAUAAUAUUCCAAUUUUGAAUGAUUAAAAAGAUACAAUUUAUUGAAUAUCUUCAUUAAAUCAAUAUUUACUAUUCAAGCUUAAUCCAUUACAGAAUAUUCGAGAAGCUACACUAACGACCGAACACAAAGAAUAAUAAUAAACACAAAGAAUAUUAAAGACAAUAAAAACGGACGCCGCGUGUCAAAGCGUAGUAACUCAAAAUCAUCUCACAGUACAGUUUAGUAUUUGUAAAAUAUAACCAUUUGUAAGUAAUGCGAUGCAUUACAGCCUUAGCAUGUAUACGAGAGGGAGCUAUAUAUAUCGUCAGAGAACUUUGAUAGCAAAUAUAAGUUAUCCGAAACAAGCUUUAUACUAGGGUAAUCGACACAGUAACUUCUUGUGUAACGUUUGUGAGGCGGUUGUUUUACGUAAUCUCUUAAAAAAUGAGUUAAUUAACUAAAAUUUUACCAUCUAAAAACACAGCAGAACGUAUAUGUAUUACACAAAUGUUCAAUUUUAAUAUUAGAAUUUCGUUGUUGGAUAAAAUUAUUAAGAACAGCCGCGUCACAACCUGCCAUCUUAAUGAAAGUUUGUUAGCUUUUGUAAAUAAUCAUCUAUAACAUUUCUCGAGAACAAAUGCACAGUUUUUAGUAUAAAUCUUUGUUUUUAUGAAAUACAGUGUAAAGAAUUAUUGUAUCCUGAUUUAGUUUUAUUCUAUCAGACUUGAUAGAGUCCAGCACAAAUACGCACAAUUCUGCCACAUAACAAUAAAAAGCUUUAACAAAACCCUUAUACUAGAAAGAUAUCAACAAUGGUUAACUUAAAAAAGUGACUUGACCAUCAUUGUCUCAACAUUAAAUCUAUUGGUAAACAGCAAGACCGUCUCAAUGAGCCCUAGUUUAAUUUAGCUUUGUAAAA
This is a messenger RNA of Manduca sexta (tobacco hornworm), 4336 nucleotides long. It is a transcript of the gene hth, whose product is annotated as homeobox protein homothorax. Lineage: Eukaryota; Metazoa; Arthropoda; Insecta; Lepidoptera; Sphingidae. Gene Ontology annotation, molecular function: RNA polymerase II cis-regulatory region sequence-specific DNA binding; DNA-binding transcription activator activity, RNA polymerase II-specific. Gene Ontology annotation, biological process: positive regulation of cell population proliferation; positive regulation of transcription by RNA polymerase II; animal organ morphogenesis. The record is from RefSeq and is a predicted model, not a curated record.